AUGGACACUGCGCAGCAGCAGCAGCAGCAAGAGACAAGACGGCAGGCAACACUGUUGGAUGGAAAGAAGAUCUCAGAGCAGGUGCGCGCUGAGCUGAAGAGCGAGGUCGAGGCGUUUAGGAAGGAGUACCCGGGGUUUAGGCCCAAGCUUGUGGCUGUGCAGGUCGGCGAGCGCAGUGACUCAAGCGUGUAUAUCCGCCAGAAGGAAAAGGCGUGCAAAGAGGUCGGAGUCGAAUUUGAGCACGUCCAGCUUAACGAGGAUAUCCAGCAGGAGGAGCUGGACGCCCACGUUGACCGCAUCAAUCAUGACAGCAGCGUGCACGGAAUAAUUGUGCAGCUGCCAGUGCCCGAGCACCUUAGCACUCGGCACAUUGUGCACUCGAUCCUGCCGUCCAAGGACGUCGACGGAUUCCACGCUGAAAACAUCGGGCACCUGUCGAAGCGCGCGACAGAGCCGUUCUUCCAGUCGUGCACACCCCUGGGGUGCAUCGAGCUUCUGCGGCGCUACAACAUCGACGUCAGCGGGAUGGACGCCGUGGUCGUCGGGCGUAGCGACAUUGUUGGGUCGCCGCUGGCCAUGAUGCUGACAAACCUGGAUGCCACGGUGACGCUAUGCCACAGCCGCACGCGUGGACUCGAGCAAAAGGUGCGGGCAGCCGAUUUGGUGGCCGUGGCCGUGGGCUCGGAUGCAUUCAUCAAGGCUGAGUGGGUCAAGCCAGGGGCCGUGGUCAUUGACGUCGGCAUGAACGCGCGCGACGACGCUACGCGCAAGGCCGGGUACCGGUGGGUCGGCGACGUGGAGGCAUCGGUGCGCGAGCACGCCAGCUUUGCAACCCCCGUUCCUGGCGGCGUUGGGCCAAUGACCGUGGCCAUGCUGCUGAGCAACGUCGUGGCCGGUGCUAAGCGCCAGCACGCUGAGGCUGCGCAGAUGGCUAUUGUGCCGCGUGCCCUGAAGCUGCGCACGCCCGUGCCCAGCGACAUCGCCAUUGCCGGCGAGCACGGGCCCAAGCCUAUUGCGCAGCUCGCGCGCGAGCUGAACCUGGGCGCCGGUGAAUUUGAGCCGUACGGCGCGUUCGCGGCCAAGGUUCCAUUGAGCGUGCUGCAGCGGCCGUCGGCCGAGGGCCGUUCGGCGCGAUACGUUGUGGUGACGGGCAUCAGCCCAACGCCACUGGGCGAGGGCAAGUCAACGGUAACUGUGGGGCUGGCCCAGGCACUGUACGCGCACGCGCGGCGGCCGGCAUUUGCCUGCGUGCGGCAGCCAUCGCAGGGCCCAACGUUUGGCAUCAAGGGCGGCGCGGCCGGCGGUGGCUACGCGCAGGUGACACCGAUGACGGCCAUGAACCUGCACCUGACCGGCGACAUCCACGCCAUCACAGCCGCCAACAACCUGGUGGCUGCCGCCGUCGACGCGCGCCGCUUCCAUGAGGCCACGCAGACCGACGCGCAGCUGCUGCAGCGCUUGUGUCCACGUAAAAAGGGCGUCGCGCGCACUGUGGCCAAGCCGCUGCUCCGCCGGCUCGAGCGCCUGGGGCUCGGCGAGUGCUCUGUCGAUGAGCUGGACGCCGACCAGGUGCGGCGCCUUGUGCGCCUGGACAUCGACCCCGAGCGCAUCAGCUGGCGCCGUGUGCUCGAUACCAACGAUCGCUUUCUGCGCGAAAUCACCGUAGGCGAGGCCACAUCUGAGCGCGGCAUGGCGCGCAAGACCGGGUUUGACAUCGCUGUGGCCAGCGAGAUCAUGGCCGUGCUGGCGCUGACGUCGUCGCUGGCCGAUAUGCGCGAGCGCCUGGCUCGCAUGGUCGUUGGGUUCAGUCGCGCUGGCGAUCCCAUCACGUGCGACGACCUGGGAGUCGCCGGCGCACUGGCCGUUCUGAUGCGCGAUGCGCUGAGCCCGACGCUGAUGCAGACUCUCGAGGGCUCCCCCGUGUUUGUGCACGCCGGGCCCUUCGCCAACAUCGCACAUGGCAACUCGUCAGUGGUGGCCGACCGCAUUGCGCUGCAGCUGGCUGGUCCGCGCGGCUUUGUCGUGACUGAGGCCGGGUUUGGCGCCGAUAUUGGGUUUGAAAAGUUUGUCAACAUCAAGUGCCGCGCAUCUGGACUCACCCCCGACGCUGCCGUCAUUGUGGCCACUGUACGUGCUUUAAAAAUGCAUGGUGGUGGCCCCGACGUUGUGCCCGGUCGGCCCCUGCCCGAGGCAUACACGCGCGAGGACCUGCCUCUGCUGGAGAGCGGCUUUGCCAAUCUGCGCCGGCAUAUCGAGAAUGUGCGCAGCCUGGGUGUGCGCCCCAUUGUGGCCAUUAAUGCCUUUGACUCGGACACUCCGGCGGAGCUGGCCCUCGUGCAGCGCCUGGCUCUCGAGGCUGGGGCCUACGACGCUGUGCCCACACAUCUGUGGGCCAAGGGCGGUCAGGGUGCCGAGGAUCUCGCCAACACAGUCAUCCGCUGCUGCGAAGAUGACGAGCCUGCUACUGCUUCCGAUUCCUUCCGCUUCCUCUACACCGACGAUAUGAGCAUUAAGCAGAAGAUCGAAGCCAUCGCUAAGCAGUUCUACCGCGCGGGCUCUGUCAGCUAUAGCGAGGAGGCCGAGAGCAAGAUUGCUAUGUUUGAGCAAUGCGGGUGGGCCAAGAUGCCAGUAUGCAUGGCCAAAACCCAGUACAGCUUUUCGGCCGAUCCCGCGCUCAAGGGCGCCCCUGAGGGCUUUGACCUGCCGAUUCGCGAUAUCCGUGCCAGUCUCGGUGCCGGUUUCAUUUACCCGCUCUGUGGUGCCAUGCAGACCCUCCCGGGUCUCCCCACUCGUCCGUGCUUCUACGACAUUGACGUGAAUCCCGAUACCGGGGACAUUCAGGGUCUUUUCUAA
Messenger RNA from Kickxella alabastrina, 2853 nucleotides. RefSeq names its product formate--tetrahydrofolate ligase-domain-containing protein. The record is from RefSeq and is a predicted model, not a curated record. Gene Ontology annotation, molecular function: formate-tetrahydrofolate ligase activity; methenyltetrahydrofolate cyclohydrolase activity; ATP binding. Lineage: Eukaryota; Fungi; Kickxellomycota; Kickxellomycetes; Kickxellales; Kickxellaceae. Bases 1 to 2853 code for a protein of 950 amino acids. The transcript has 2 exons. Gene Ontology annotation, biological process: tetrahydrofolate interconversion. Gene Ontology annotation, cellular component: cytosol.